Molecule: messenger RNA, 1166 nt
Organism: Halichondria panicea
Lineage: Eukaryota; Metazoa; Porifera; Demospongiae; Suberitida; Halichondriidae
Product: glycerol-3-phosphate phosphatase-like
Exons: 8
Coding region: 113-1009 (298 amino acids)
Molecular function (GO): phosphatase activity
Source: RefSeq, a predicted model, not a curated record
CAGCAAAAUUGCAAAAAUGUUUGUCAUGUGUAUAAAAGCAGUUUUGUAGCUUAAGCCUCUAGAAUCUCCACCGAGGUAUCAGUACCUGUGGUGCUUUCAUUAUUCAAGCAUCAUGGAGCUAAAGAGUGCAGAUCAGUGGAAGGAGCUUCUUGCAAGUGUGGACAACUUUGUUUUCGACUGUGAUGGAGUGUUGUGGUUAGGAACAGGAGAAGCUAUUCCUGGAGCACAAGAGGUCAUCAAACUUCUCAGAAAGAAGGGUAAGUCUAUCUACUUUGUUAGUAACAACAGUGGCAAAUCAAGAAAACAGUAUUUAGUGAAUUUUGAUCGUCUUGGAUUUGAGGCUUACGAGAAUGAGAUCUAUAGUGUUGGCUAUGCAACUGCCCAUUACUUGAAGCAUGUGCUUAACUUUAAGAAGAAAGUCUACCUGAUGGGACUGUCUGGUCUUGCCCAAGAAUUGGACCUGCAGGGCAUACCUCACAUUGGUGUUGGUCCUGAUCCAAUGGUGGGUGGACCUGCUGAAUUGGCCAAGAUAACUCUGGACCCUGAGGUGGGAGCUGUGGUGGUUGGAUUUGAUAAAGAAUUCAACUGGAUGAAGUUGAUUAAGGCGUGCAGUUAUCUCCACAAGCCAGACUGUUUGUUCAUAGCAACCAACGAGGAUGCCAACCUUCCCAUCAAAUCUGACACCAUUGUUUCUCCAGGCACUGGCUGUAUAGUGAAAAGCGUUAAGGUCGGCUCUGGCAGGGAACCGAUAGUUGUGGGAAAACCGCACUCACCCAUAUUUGAAGUCUUGCAAAAGAGCGUCAAUUUAGAUCCGUCAAGAACAGUGAUGAUUGGAGACAGGCUGAACACUGACAUGGAGCUUGGAAUCAGGAACGGAAUGAAGACAUUACUCGUUUUUUCUGGAAUCAGUCAGAGGAAAGAUCUAGAGGAUCAGAGUGAAACUAAACCAGACUUCUUUAGUGAAUCCGUAGCUGGUUUAUUAGCAUGCAAAGAGACUGUCAGUGAAUAGACUGUCACAAUUUCUAAGAAAUUCAAAACUAGCUACCCAGACUCUUUAGCAAACCCAUAGCUGAUAUAAUGUUAGCACACAAACUUGAGUAUAAUUAUAAGUUUUUAGUUACAUGUACACACUUGAUACAAAAAUUACACAUAAUUAAUUGAAACAA